Molecule: messenger RNA, 4103 nt
Organism: Populus nigra (black poplar)
Lineage: Eukaryota; Viridiplantae; Streptophyta; Magnoliopsida; Malpighiales; Salicaceae
Product: systemin receptor SR160-like
Exons: 1
Coding region: 175-3729 (1184 amino acids)
Biological process (GO): protein phosphorylation
Molecular function (GO): protein kinase activity; protein binding; ATP binding
Source: RefSeq, a predicted model, not a curated record
UACAGUCUUUUGACUCUCUCUCUCCCCCCCAAGCUUCCUUCAGAUAAAUCCAAACUCUCUCUAAAAAAGAAACUAGAAAACCAGAGCUUGAAGCUCUCUACCUCUCUAAUGGCCGCUCUCCAACGCUAAAGACUCCUCCUCUCUGUCUCUCUCUUUCAAAUCCUAUCAAGAACAAUGGAAGCCCACUUCUUUGUCUCGCUUCUCUCUCUUAUUCUCCUCUCACUACCACCUUUUUUUACCUCAGCAAACAAAGACACCCAAAACCUUAUCAACUUCAAGACAACUCUCUCUAACCCAUCUCUCCUACAAAACUGGCUUCCUAACCAAAACCCAUGUAUCUUCACUGGAGUUAAAUGCCAAGAAACCACUAACAGAGUCUCCUCUAUAGACCUCACUAACAUGUCUUUAACUUGUGAUUUCCAUCCUGUGGCCGCAUUCCUUUUGACUCUUGAAAACUUAGAGAGCCUUUCUUUGAAAUCAGCGAACAUUUCUGGCACUAUUUCUUUCCCUUUUGGAUCUAAGUGCAGCUCAGUUUUGAGCAACUUAGAUCUAUCUCAGAAUAGUCUCUCCGGUUCGGUCUCUGAUAUAGCCGCUUUACGCUCUUGUCCAGCCUUGAAAUCCUUGGGCCUUUCUGGCAACUCCAUUGAGUUUUCAGUGCCUAAAGAUAAAUCAAGUGGGCUAAGAGGGCUCAGCUUUACGUUUAUUGAUCUUUCUUUCAAUAAGAUUGCAGGCUCAAACGUGGUGCCUUUCAUUUUAUCUGGAGGCUGCAAUGACUUGAAGUACUUGGCUUUGAAGGGAAAUAAAGUGAGUGGAGAUGUUGAUUUUUCAAGUUGCAAGAAUCUGCAGUAUCUUGAUGUCUCUUCAAACAAUUUCUCUGUGACUGUUCCUUCAUUUGGCGACUGCUUAGCUUUGGAGCACCUUGAUAUCUCUUCCAAUAAGUUUUAUGGUGAUCUUGGUCGUGCAAUUGGUGGCUGUGUUAAGCUCAACUUCUUGAAUGUUUCAAGCAACAAGUUUUCAGGUCCAAUUCCAGUGUUUCCAACUGGGAAUUUGCAGUCUCUUUCACUUGGCGGCAACCAUUUUGAGGGGGGGAUUCCUCUGCAUCUCAUGGAUGCUUGCCCAGGUCUUGUUAUGCUUGAUCUUUCUUCAAACAAUCUCUCUGGUUCUGUCCCUAAUAGUUUUGGUUCCUGCACUUCAUUGGAAAGUUUUGAUAUUUCUACCAACAACUUCACUGGUGAAUUGCCUUUUGAUACUUUCUUGAAAAUGACUAGUCUGAAGAGGCUUGAUUUGGCAUAUAAUGCUUUUAUGGGUGGCUUGCCUGAUUCUUUAUCACAGCAUGCUAGUUUGGAGUCUUUAGAUCUGAGUUCUAAUAGUUUAUCUGGGCCAAUCCCUGCUGGCUUGUGUCAAGGUCCAAGUAACAACUUCAAAGAGUUGUAUCUUCAAAACAAUAGGUUUACCGGGUCUAUUCCUGCCACCCUCAGCAACUGCUCUCAACUUACAGCACUCCAUUUGAGCUAUAACUGCCUCACUGGAAGUAUCCCUUCGAGCUUGGGAACGCUGAAUAAGCUUCGCGAUUUGAACCUUUGGUUCAACCAGCUCCAUGGAGAAAUCCCACUUGAGUUGAUGAACAUAAAAGCACUGGAGACUCUGAUUCUAGACUUCAAUGAGUUGACAGGAGUGAUACCUUCAAGUAUAAGCAACUGCACUAACCUUAACUGGAUCUCAUUGUCUAACAAUCGAUUAAGUGGUGAGAUUCCAGCAUCAAUUGGCCAGCUUUGGAGCCUUGCAAUUCUCAAACUGAGCAACAAUUCGUUCCAUGGUAGAAUCCCGCCAGAGCUUGGAGACAGUCGUAGCUUGAUUUGGUUGGAUCUUAAUACCAAUUUUUUGAACGGAACAAUCCCACCUGAGCUGUUCAAACAGUCUGGCAGUAUUGCUGUGAAUUUUAUCAGAGGAAAGAGGUAUGUGUAUCUGAAGAAUGAAAAGAGUGAACAGUGUCACGGGGAGGGAGAUUUGCUUGAAUUUGCCGGAAUAAGAUCGGAACACCUGGUUAGAAUCUCCAGCAGGCACCCCUGCAACUUUACCAGAGUAUAUGGAGAUUACACCCAACCCACAUUCAAUGAUAAUGGGUCAAUGAUCUUCCUUGAUCUUUCUUACAAUAUGUUAUCUGGCAGUAUUCCAGCAGCGAUUGGGAGUAUGUCUUACCUCUAUAUCUUGAACUUGGGCCAUAAUAAUCUCUCCGGAAACAUUCCACAAGAGAUUGGAAAGUUGACUGGUCUUGACAUUCUCGACCUCUCCAACAAUAGGCUCGAAGGGAUGAUUCCCCAGUCAAUGACUGUCCUUUCAUUGCUUUCAGAGAUUGAUAUGUCCAACAAUCACCUCACUGGAAUUAUUCCUGAAGGGGGCCAGUUUCAAACAUUUUUAAAUCGCAGUUUCCUCAACAAUUCAGGCCUCUGUGGGAUACCUCUUCCUCCAUGUGGGUCGGGCUCAGCAUCAAGCUCGAGUUCUGGGCAUCACAAGUCUCAUAGGAGACAGGCAUCCCUGGCAGAGAGUGUGGCAAUGGGAUUGUUGUUCUCACUUUUCUGCUUCUUUGGUUUGAUUAUUGUUGCUCUGGAAAUGAAGAAGCGGAAGAAAAAGAAAGAGGCAGCCCUUGAUAUCUAUAUAGACAGCCGCUCACACUCUGGCACCACAAAUACUGCCUGGAAGCUGACGGCUCGUGAAGCAUUAAGCAUCAGUCUCGCCACAUUUGAUUCGAAGCCCCUGCGGAAGCUCACUUAUGCGGAUCUUCUUGAAGCAACGAAUGGCUUCCACAAUGACAGCCUCAUAGGCUCUGGAGGUUUUGGUGACGUAUACAAGGCAGAACUGAAAGAUGGAAGCGUUGUAGCCAUCAAGAAACUGAUACAUAUCAGUGGACAAGGUGAUAGAGAAUUCACUGCUGAAAUGGAGACCAUUGGCAAAAUCAAGCACGAUAACCUUGUUCCACUCCUUGGUUACUGCAAGGUCAGAGAAGAGAGACUCUUGGUGUACGAGUACAUGAAAUAUGGCAGUUUAGAAGACGUUCUACACAACCAAAAGAAAACAGGGAUCAAACUGAACUGGGCUGCAAGAAGGAAGAUUGCCAUUGGUGCCGCCAAAGGAUUAACUUUUCUUCACCAUAAUUGCAUCCCACUGAUCAUUCACAGGGACAUGAAAUCUAGCAAUGUCUUGCUUGAUGCGAACUUGGAGGCCAGAGUCUCCGAUUUCGGAAUGGCAAGGCUUAUGAGUACAAUGGAUACUCAUUUGAGUGUUAGCACACUAGCAGGCACGCCUGGUUAUGUUCCUCCCGAAUACUACCAGAGCUUUAGGUGUUCCAUCAAAGGGGAUGUUUACAGUUAUGGUGUAGUCUUGCUUGAGUUGCUGACAGGAAAAAGGCCAACAGAUUCAUCUGAUUUUGGUGACAAUAAUCUUGUUGGGUGGGUGAAGCAGCAUGCCAAAUUGAGAAUAAGCGAUGUCUUCGAUCCGGUGCUUUUAAAAGAGGAUCCGAGCCUUGAGAUGGAGCUCCUACAACAUUUAAAGGUAGCUUGUGCUUGUUUAGAUGAUCGAUCAGGUAGAAGACCCACAAUGAUUCAAGUAAUGACGAUGUUUAAAGAAAUCCAAGCAGGGUCAGGCCUUGACUCACAAUCCACAAUCGCCACUGAAGAUGGGGGUUUUAGUGCAGAUGAAAUGGUAGAGAUGAGCAUAAGAGAAGGCCCAUAGCUAAGCAAGCAGUAGGUAAACAAGUCCUGUCGAUUUUCCAGUGAAUUCAAAACACAGGAAAGCAGAAAGAAGGUGGUGGUGAUCACUGAAAUGAUUCAUUCAGCUCCAACGAAAUUUUCCUUCUUCUUCAACACUUGAAAUGGCAUAAAACUGCCUGCCUGCUUGAUCGGCUUCUACAAUUUGAUGUAUGUAUCAUGUCUUGUAUCCCUCCCAGCAAACUCUUCGUUAUUUUAUACAUAAAAAAGGUUGUUUAACUUGUGAAAAAUAUGUAAAUAUACAGUCUCGUCUGUUGUUAAGCUGCUUUGGUUUUUUGUUAAAUCUUCUGUUACAAACCAACCUCGAAAUAUAGAGCCUGCUGGGCUGGUUAUCUGUGA